AUGGUAUUACCACAAAUUGGUCAACAGCAGCAGCAACAACAGCAGCAGCAACAGCAACAACAACAACAACAGACACAACUCAAAUCAUCAAAUACAACAAGUAAUUAUGGUGGUGCACAUGCUUUGAACGAAACACAACCCAAAGUUAUAGAUGAAAUAGCAGAAUCUGUCUAUGCCAACUUUGUAUUAUUUUUGAAUCAAUUUGAUCUUCCCAAGUCAAACAACAACAAUGAUAAUGAUAAUGAUAAUAAAAGAGCUGAUCAAGAACAACAAAUGGGGUUUGGAUUGAACCAAGACAAGAUCUCUUCCUAUUAUCAAAAAAAGAUAAAUACAAUGCUAAAGAACAAUGAAUCAAGUUUAAAUGUAAACUUUGUUCAUGUACAACAAUUCAACAAGACAUUGGCAAGAGCAAUUCAAGAUCAAUAUCACAGAGUCGAACAACCACUUCGAAAAUCUCUAUUGCUCGUGGCAAAGGAUGUAAUGCCAGAGUAUUUUGUUAAUUUGUCACAAAACAAAGAAGCAGAAAGACCAUUUUUUAUUUGUUUCUACAAUGUAUCUGAAGAAUUAAAGAUAAGAGAACUAAGAACAUCAAGAAUAGGUAGACUAUGUACGAUUACAGGAACUGUUACAAGAACAAGUGAAAUUAGACCAGAACUUUUAAUUGGAUCAUUUUCUUGUAUGGAUUGCUCCAACCCUUCAAGUAAAAUUCAUCAACAAUUCAAAUAUACUGAACCUUCAAAGUGUUUAAAUCCUCUUUGCCACAAUGCAAGGCGUUGGCAAAUCAAUUUGGAUGAUUCAAUUUUUGUUGAUUGGCAGAAAGUUCGUAUUCAAGAAAAUAGUGGAGAAAUUCCUUCGGGUAGUAUGCCAAGAUCGAUAGAUAUCAUUUUACGUGGUGAUGCUGUAGAGGUUGCUCGUGCCGGUGAUAGAUGUCAAUUCACUGGCACUUUAAUGGUUAUCCCAGAUGUAUCACGAAUGAAUAUUGGACAGAGUGCAUCUAUCAUCAAAGGUGUUCCCAACUCUGUUGGUGAAGGUGCUGGAAAGGAUGAUUUUGGUGGCGUUGGUGGCCUAAAGGAUCUAGGUGUCAGAGAGAUGAACUACAAAUUGUGUUUCUUCUCUUCGACUGUUAGAUCUAUUGAAAGUAAAUCAUCUUUGGAAGGUACCUCAUCUGCAAGUGAGCAAUCUAUCAACACAAAGGCAUCAACAGAGGAUCAAGAAGACGAAGAAAUCAAUUCACCAGAAGAUUUUCUUAAACUCCUCUCGGACAAAGAGAGAGAGGCAGUUCUCAAAAUAUCAAAAACCAAAAAGCUCUACAAAACGUUGGUCAAUUCAAUUGCACCAUCCAUUUUUGGUCAUGAAGAGAUUAAGCGUGGUGUCUUGUUAAUGAUGUUUGGUGGUGUACAUAAAAAAACACCAGAAAGAAUUAGACUCAGAGGUGACAUUAAUGUUUGUAUAGUUGGCGACCCCUCAACCUCUAAAAGUCAGUUCCUAAAGUAUCUCGUUUCAUUUAUGCCACGUACCGUUUACACAUCUGGAAAAGCUUCCUCUGCCGCUGGUUUGACUGCAACCGUUGUAAAGGAUCCAGAUACUGGUGAUUUUAAUAUCGAAGCUGGUGCUUUGAUGUUGGCCGAUAAUGGUAUAUGUUGCAUUGAUGAAUUUGAUAAAAUGGAACCAUCCGAUCAAGUUGCAAUUCACGAAGCAAUGGAACAACAAACUAUUUCAAUUGCAAAGGCUGGUAUCCAUGCAACUCUAAACGCCCGUGCAAGUAUUUUAGCAGCUGCAAAUCCUAUAGGUGGAAGAUAUGAUAAAUCAAAAUCUCUAAAGGCAAAUUUAAAUAUUGGAUCACCUUUAAUGUCAAGAUUUGAUUUAUUUUUUGUUGUAUUGGAUGAAUGUGAUAAAGAAUUGGAUAGAAAGAUUGCAAAGCAUAUUGUAUCUGUACAUCAAAAGAAGGAGAAAUCGUUAACAGCUCUAUUCGAACCCAAGGACAUCCAAAACUAUAUCAAAUAUGCUCGAUUAUUCAAACCAAUGAUCUCACAAGAGAGCACAUCCCUAUUUGAAAAAUAUUACUCAAUGUUGCGUCAAAACGAUACAAGUUAUGGUGGAAAAACAGCUUAUCGUAUAACAGUCAGACAAUUAGAGUCAAUGAUCAGAUUAUCAGAGGCAAUGGCAAGAUUGCAUCUUGACAACCAAGUUGUACCUCGUUAUGUGGAAGAGGCUUUUAGAUUGUUAAAAAAAUCAAUCAUACACGUUCAAACAGAUGAUUUGGAAUUAUCUGACAAUGAAAUGGAAAACCAUAAUAGCAUCACCGACGUUAACAACAACAACAACAACAUAAAAAGAAAGAGAAGAGAUGAAGAUGAUGAACCAGUUAGUAUGAGCCAAGAUACAAACGACAAUGACAGUAAUAAUAAUAACCAAAAGAAAAAGAAUUUAAAGAAAUCAACAACAACAAAACAAAAAGCACGCAUUACAGCUGACGAUUAUUUCCGAAUUUGCAAACUUUUCCAAUUGCACAUUCUUAGAAGAACAGAUGGCCAAAUGAAAUUAAAAGACUUGCUCGAUUGGUAUGUCAAAGAUCAACUUGAAACCAAUAUCAUCUCAGAGGAUGAAGUCGAUAAAGAAAGACAAUUGGCAAGAUUAAUCAUCAACAAAAUGAUAAACGAUGGAUCUAUUGUUGUCCUUCAAGGCAAUACAGACCCUGAUGAAAGAGUUGUCCAAGUUAAUCCAAAUGUGGUUGUUUAA
Messenger RNA from Cavenderia fasciculata, 2739 nucleotides. RefSeq names its product MCM family protein (gene mcm6). The transcript is spliced from 3 exons. Gene Ontology annotation, biological process: DNA replication initiation; double-strand break repair via break-induced replication; mitotic DNA replication. Lineage: Eukaryota; Evosea; Eumycetozoa; Acytosteliales; Cavenderiaceae. Gene Ontology annotation, cellular component: MCM complex; nucleus. The record is from RefSeq and is a predicted model, not a curated record. The coding region runs from base 1 to 2739 and encodes 912 amino acids. Gene Ontology annotation, molecular function: single-stranded 3'-5' DNA helicase activity; single-stranded DNA binding; ATP binding.